Molecule: messenger RNA, 6754 nt
Organism: Chlorocebus sabaeus (green monkey)
Lineage: Eukaryota; Metazoa; Chordata; Mammalia; Primates; Cercopithecidae
Gene: SAMD9
Product: sterile alpha motif domain containing 9
Cellular component (GO): cytoplasm
Molecular function (GO): protein binding
Source: RefSeq, a predicted model, not a curated record
CUAUGAGAUAGAAGCAGAUAACACAUAGACUUCCGUUAAAACCAGAAUGAGGAAAAUACUUUUCUCUAGCAUCGCAGGAGGAAGAAAACAAACACAUCAGAUAUUUUCAGCACCAAAAGAGAUGGUUUUCCCCACAUACAUGUAAAAGAAAUUUGCAAGACUAUCUGGGUAUCAGAAUGGCAAAGCAACUGAACCUUCCACAAAAUACAGAUGAUUGGACCAAAGAGGAUGUAAAUCGGUGGUUAGAAAGUCACAAGAUUGACCAAAAACACAGGGAAAUUUUGACUGGACAAGAUGUGAAUGGAGCAGUGUUGAAGUGGUUAAAAAAAGAACAUCUUGUUGAUAUGGGCAUCACACAUGGACCAGCUAUUCAAAUAGAAGAACUAUUCAAAGAAUUGCAGAAAACAGCCAUUGAAGAUUCAAUUCAGACAUCUAAGAUGAGAAAGCCCAGUAAAAAUGCUCCUAAAGACCAAACCGUGUCUCAAAAGGAAAGUAGAGAAACUUCAAAGCAAAAACAAAAGGAUAAAGAGAACCCAGAUAUGGCUAAUCCAUCUACAAUGAGUACAAUUGCUAAAGUUUCUGAGUCACUAAAAGUUGAGCUCAUAGAAGAUAAAAUAGAUUAUACAAAGGAAAGGCAACCAUCCAUAGACCUGACAUGUGUAUCAUACCCAUUUGAUGAAUUCAGUAAUCCAUAUCGUUACAAGUUGGAUUUUAUUCUACAGCCUGAAACAGGACCAGGCAAUCUCAUUGAUCCGAUACAUGAAUUCAAAGCCUUCACAAAUACAGAAACAGCCACAGAAGAGGAUGUUAAGAUGAAAUUUAGCAAUGAGGUUUUCCGAUUUGCUUCAGCUUGUAUGAAUUCACGUACCAAUGGCACUAUUCAUUUUGGAGUCAAAGACAAACCCCAUGGGAAAAUUGUUGGUGUCAAAGUCACCAGUGAUACCAAGGAAGCCCUCAUUAACCAUUUCAAUCUGAUGAUAAACAAGUAUUUUGAAGACCAUCAGGUCCAACAAGCAAAGAAGUGCAUUCGAGAGCCAAGAUUUGUGGAAGUUUUACUGCCAAAUAGUACUUUAUCUGACAGAUUUGUUAUUGAAGUGGACAUUAUUCCACAGUUCUCUGAAUGCCAAUAUGAUUAUUUCCAGAUUAAAAUUCAAAAUUACAACAACAAAACAUGGGAACAAAGUAAAAAAUUCUCAGUAUUUCUGCGAGAUGGGACCAGCUCUAAGGACAUUAUGAAAAAUAAAGCUGAUUUCAGAACAUUUAAAGCAGAUUUUAAAAGACUGGCAGAGUCCAGAAAAGCAGCAGAAGAAAAAUUCAGAGCAAAAACAAAUAAAAAAGAAAGGGAGGGACCAAAGUUGGUUAAAUUAUUGACAGGAAAUCAAGAUUUGUUAGAUAAUUCAUACUAUGAACAGUACAUUCUUGUAACAAAUAAAUGUCACCCAGAUCAAACAAAACACUUAGAUUUCCUGAAGGAAAUUAAAUGGUUUGCUGUGUUGGAGUUCGAUCCUGAGUCUAACAUCAAUGGAGUGGUCCAAGAUUACAAAGCAAGCCGAGUAGCAAACCUUCACUUUCCAAGUAUGUAUGUAGAAGGGAAAACCACACCAAAUGAGAAGAUUUCUACUCUGAAUCUUUACCAUCAACCAAGCUGGAUUUUCUGCAAUGGCAGGUCAGACCUUGACAGUGAAAAAUAUAAACCCUUUGAUCCAAGUUCCUGGCAAAGAGAAAGAGCUUCUGAUGUCAGGAAACUGAUUUCAUUUCUUACCCAUGAAGACAUAAUGCCAAGAGGGAAGUUUUUGGUGGUGUUUCUAUUACUAUCCUCUGUGGAUGACCCAAGAGAUCCCCUCAUUGAGACUUUCUGUGCUUUCUACCAGGAUCUCAAAGGAAUAGAAAAUAUACUGUGUAUUUGUGUACAGCCACACAUAUUUCAGGGAUGGAAAGAUCUACUUGAAGCAAGAUUAAUAAAACACCAAGAUGAAAUUUCAAGCCAAUGUAUUUCUGCUUUAAGCCUUGAAGAGAUCAAUGGCACUAUUCUUAAACUAAAAUCUGUGACUCAAUCUUCAAAAAGACUUUUACCAUCUAUUGGCUUAUCGACUGUCCUUCUGAAAAAAGAAGAAGAUAUCAUGACUUCUCUGGAAAUUAUCUGUGAAAAUGAAUGUGAGGGUACACUGUUAGAGACGGACAAAAAUAAAUUCCUUGAAUUCAAGGCAUCAAAAGAGGAAGACUUCUAUCGAGGUGGCAAAGUGUCAUGGUGGAACUUCUACUUCUCUUCUGAAAGUUAUUCUUCACCUUUUGUCAAAAGGGAUAAAUAUGAAAGACUUGAAGCAAUGAUUCAAAACUGCGCAGAUUCUUCUAAACCAACAUGUACCAAAAUUAUUCACCUGUACCAUCAUCCAGGCUGUGGGGGAACUACCUUGGCUAUGCACAUUCUCUGGGACCUAAGGAAAAAAUUCAGAUGUGCUGUGCUAAAAAACAAGACAGUGGAUUUUUCUGAAAUUGGAGAACAGGUAACCAAUUUAAUCACCUAUGGGGCAAUGAACCGACAGGAAUAUAUACCUGUACUGCUCCUUGUUGAUGAUUUUGAAGAACAAGAUAAUGUCUAUCUUCUGCAGUACUCUAUUCAAACAGUUAUAGCUAAAAAGUACAUUCGAUAUGAAAAACCUCUGGUGAUUAUCCUAAAUUGUAUGAGAUCACAAAAUCCUGAAAAAAGUGCAAGGAUCCCAGACAGCAUUGCCGUAAUACAGCAACUCUCUCCCAAAGAACAGAGAGCUUUCGAGCUUAAAUUGAAAGAAAUCAAAGAACAGCAUAAAAAUUUUGAGGAUUUUUAUUCCUUUAUGAUCAUGAAAACCAAUUUUAAUAAAGAAUACAUAGAAAAUGUGGUCCGGAAUAUCCUGAAAGGGCAGAAUAUUUUUACCAAGGAAGCAAAGCUCUUUUCUUUUCUGGCUCUUCUUAAUUCAUAUGUGCCUGAUACCACCAUUUCACUAUCACAGUGUGAAAGAUUCUUAGGAAUUGGAAACAAGAAGGCUUUCUGGGGGACAGAAAAAUUUGAAGACAAGAUGGGCACCUACUCUACAAUUCUGAUAAAAACAGAGGUCAUCGAAUGUGGGAACUACUGUGGAGUACGCAUCAUUCACUCUUUGAUUGCAAAGUUCUCACUGGAAGAAUUGAAGAAAAGCUAUCACCUGAAUAAAAGUCAAAUUAUGUUGGAUAUGCUAACUGAGAAUUUGUUCUUCGAUACUGGUAUGGGAAAAAGCAAAUUUUUGCAAGAUAUGCACACACUCCUACUCACAAGACACCGCAAUGAACAUGAAGGUGAAACAGGAAAUUGGUUUUCCCCAUUUAUUGAAGCAUUACAUAAAGAUGAAGGAAAUGAAGCAGUUGAAGCUGUAUUGCUUGAAGGUAUCCAUCGAUUCAACCCAAAUGCAUUCAUAUGCCAAGCGUUGGCAAGACAUUUCUACAUUAAAAAGAAGGACUUUGGCAAUGCUCUAAACUGGGCAAAACAAGCAAAAAUCAUAGAACCUGACAAUUCUUAUAUCUCAGAUACACUGGGUCAAGUCUACAAAAGUAAAAUAAGAUGGUGGAUAGAGGAAAACGGAAGAAACAGAAACAUUUCAGUUGAUGAUCUAACUGCUCUUUUGAAUUUAGCAGAACAGGCCUCAAGUGCAUUCAAAGAAUCUCAACAGCAAAGUGAAUAUAGAGAGUAUGAAGUGAAGGAAAGGUUGUAUCAGAAGUCAAAAAGGAGGUAUGAUACUUACAAUAUCGCUGGUUAUCAAGGAGAGAUAGAAGUUGGGCUUUACACAAUCCAAAUUCUCCAGCUCAUUCCUUUUUUUGAUAAUAAAAAUGAGCUAUCUAAAAGAGAUAUGGUCAAUUUUGUAUCAGGAAGUGGUGAUAUUCCAGGGGAUCAAAAUGAUGAAUAUAAAUUAGCCCUCAAAAACUAUAUUCCUUAUUUAACUAAAUUGAAAUUUUCUUUGAAAAAGUCCUUUGAUUUUUUUGAUGAAUACUUUGUCCUGCUAAAACCCAGGAACAACAUUAAGCAAAAUGAAGAGGCCAAAACUCGGAGAAAGGUGGCCGUAUAUUUUAAGAAAUAUACAGAUAUAUUUUGUCUCUUAGAAGAAUCACAAGACAUAGGUCUUGGAUCAAAGUUCAGUGAGCCACUUCAAAUAGAGAGAUGCCGGAAAAGCCUAGUAGCUUUAAAAGCAGACAAGUUUUCUGGGCUCUUGGAAUAUCUUAUCAAAAGUCAAGAGGAUGCUAUAAGCACUAUGGAAUAUAUAGUGAACAAAUAUGCUUUUCUCUUAGAACAAUGCACUGUCAAAAUCCAGGCAAAAGAAAAGUUAAAUUUCAUCUUGGCCAACAUUAUUCUCUCCUGUAUCAAACCUACCUCGACAUUAGUAAAGCCAGUUGAAAAACUAAAAGAUCAGCUUCGAGAAGUCUUGCAACCAAUAGGACUGACUUACCGGUUUUCAGAACCUUAUUUUCUAGCUUCCCUCUUAUUCUGGCCAGAAAAUCAACAACUAGAUCAACAUUCUCAAAAAAUGAAAGAGUAUGCUCAAGCACUGGAAAAUUCUUUCAAGGGGCAAUAUAAACAUAUGCAUCGUACAAAGCAACCAAUUGCGUAUUUCUUUCUUGGAAAAGGUAAAAGACUGAAAAGACUUGUUCACAAAGGAAAAAUUGAUCAGUGCUUUGAAAAGACACUAGAUAUUAAUUCCUUGUGGCAGAGUGGAGAUGUGUGGAAGGAGGAAAAAGUCCAAGAACUUUUGCUUCGUUUACAAGGUCGAGCUGAAAAUAAUUGUUUAUACAUAGAGUAUGGAAUCAAUGAAAAAAUCACAAUACCCAUUACUCCCACUUUUUUAGGUCAACUUAGAAGUGGCAGAAGCAUAGAAAAGGUGUCUUUUUACCUGGGAUUUUCCAUUGGAGGCCCACUUGCUUAUGACAUUGAAAUUGUUUAAGGGUCUGAUAUUGUUCCUCUAAGAAUUUGGUCUCAGUACCACCUAAUUUUUUUAAACUCAAGAUCGAUGCUUUCAACUGGCAAGGUUAUAGAUACAGCCCCUAGCUCUUCAGACCUGUACAUGCAGUAUUUCACUUCCUCUUAAACAUGUUAUUAGUCCUACAAAGACAAGAGUGAAAAUGGAAGGAGUGAAAUACAUGAAAAGCAGCAAAUGUGUUCCUUGGUUUGGUUAACACCAUUGAUGACAAAAUAAUAAGGAGCUAUGACUGGAGUCAGAAGAAGUUAGUGUAAUAAGCUGGCUACACAGAACCCCACUACUUACCAGGCAUUGAUUGAAGAAGACUGUCUACUCAAAUGGCAUUUAGACAUUAGAAUGUCUGGGAAAAUAUUUCUCAAAGAGAGCAAAAACCUCUCAAACUGAGUAGCAACAUUUAUUCUUACUAAGCAGAUCAUCAAUGUGUCAUGUACUUGGCACUCAAGGAUCUUCCAAAACAGAGGACCAACCAGUCUUCUGAAGGUCAUGCCCACAGAAGUCAUCAGACCUUACCAAAGUAGGCUGGAGAAUUAGAUUGCCUUUUCAUGCAGUGAGAGUCAGUUAAGCAAAAAUAAAAUUUGUCUCUAUAGCUAAUUAGCUUAUCAACUCCCCUCCAAACAAACAAUUUAAAAAAAAACCUCACACUCAAAUUCCACAAGAUAAUGAACAAAAGGGACUCUUGUGAGAAGACUAAUGAGUCUCUCAUCCAGAAGAUGCCAAUGUACUGGCAGAUUAACAUAUAACCUAUGUUUUGAACAAAAACAACCAGAGAUAUGUAAUCAAAGUGUAAUUUUCCCCUAAUAAAAUUAUGGGUAUGGGCAGUAAUCAUUGGCUGCCAAAACCAUUAAGUAGAAAGCUGAUUAAAAAAAAAAAAAAAAAAACUUUCUAAUGGAUUUCUCAAACUGUCCCAAAUCCUGAUAAAUAUUAACAUCACAGAGGAAGACCACACAUUAUGGGUCUGGAAGUACUAUAGGAGUGCACAUAUCACCCAUGAGAUGGUCUUGCCAAAUAAUUAAACCUGAAUUUGAUCAGGUCUCUGGAUCUUAUUUUUAAUUCAAAAGAAAUUAAAAAAAAAAAUCCUACUAACACCACAACAAAUAUGCAACCAGUGAUAUCCAGAAAGUAGAAAUUCACAGGACAAAAACCUGGUUUCUUCAACCAAAAAAGAAAGAAAGAAAUUGCAAAGGACCAAAAAAAGGUUAGGGAAUCUAUACAUUAUAAGGGACUUAACAACUAAAGUGAAACACAUAGACUUUAGAUCCUAAUUUGAGCAAAAUCUAAAAUCAAUUAUUAGGCAAUCAGAAAAAUUUGAACACAGACUAGAUAUUUGAGGAUAUUAAGGUACUCUAUUAUUGAUUUGUUAGAUGAUAUAAUGAUUCCAUGGUUAUGUUUUUCAAAGAGUUUGUGCCAUUCAUAGAUACAUACUACAGUAUUUGUAAAUAAAUAAUAUGAUCUGGAAUUAGUAAUUUUGUGUUUGGGGUGUAGGAGUGGUGAAAGGGAAGUAGAACCAAAACAAGAUUGGUCCUGAGUUAACAAUGGCUGCAUGCUGGAUACAUGUAUACUUUUCUCUCUCUUACUGAUUGUGCUUUUGAAAUUUUCUCUUGUAGAACAUUUGGAAAACAAAAACAAGAAAAUGCGAUUUGUUUCUGUCUUCAAAAUCUCAUUAGAAUUUUUUCACUGGAGGAAGUUUUUCCCUUUUUUCUGCAUAAAAUUUUAACUCCAUAAUUUAUGAGCUCAAUCUUUAUUGCUACUUUUUAAUUGACAAAUAAAAAUUGUAU